Culicoides brevitarsis is the source of this 1599-nucleotide messenger RNA. It is a transcript of the gene Rh50, whose product is annotated as ammonium transporter Rh type A. Gene Ontology annotation, cellular component: plasma membrane. Bases 10 to 1434 code for a protein of 474 amino acids. Gene Ontology annotation, molecular function: ammonium channel activity. The transcript has 6 exons. Lineage: Eukaryota; Metazoa; Arthropoda; Insecta; Diptera; Ceratopogonidae. The record is from RefSeq and is a predicted model, not a curated record. Gene Ontology annotation, biological process: ammonium homeostasis; ammonium transmembrane transport.
UUCAAAAAAAUGCAUAUGCCAGGCACAAGCAAAGGAGGCUUAGUCUUCUUUGUACUCGUACAAAUUAUUUUGUUGGUGCUUUUUGCAUUUUUCACAGAUUAUGACAGUAAAUUGUUACCCAAUAAGGGCAACGCCACCCGAGAUGAGCCAGCUCUCGUCCAAAAAUAUCCUCAUUUCGAGGAUAUUCACGUGAUGAUUUUCAUCGGUUUCGGAUUUUUGAUGACAUUUUUGAAGAAAUACGGUUACAGUGCCACGGGUUUCAAUUUAUGGGUUGCCGCUUUGGUGAUUCAAUGGGCCAUUCUUAUGCGAGGCUUCUUCGCAAUGAUUCAUCACGGAGGGCACAUCGGCGUUUCGCUGGAUAGCAUGAUUGGCGCUGAUAUAGGAUCCGCUACUGUUCUCAUCUCCAUGGGAGCUCUCUUAGGUCGCAUCACGCCCAUUCAGUUGCUCACAAUGGGUCUCAUUGAAAUUGUGUUCUUCGCUGGAAACGAAUACCUGAACGUUGACUUGUUCCGUAUCACCGAUGUCGGCGGCAGUAUCACAAUUCAUGCUUUCGGUGCGUAUUUUGGACUUGCCUGCAGUUUGGUGCUUCGUCCCUCGAGCGCGAAUGCCGUAACGGGCGAAAAUGAAGGAGCCUCCUACACUUCGGAUAUUUUCGCGAUGGUUGGAUCGGUGUUCUUGUGGAUUUAUUGGCCGUCGUUCAACAGCAUUUUGGUUGAUGGAGAUCAGCAGGAACGUGCCAUUUUGCAUACGUAUUUGUCGUUGGCUGCUUGCACUGUGACGACUUUCUGCAUGUCUGCGUUGUUGAGCAAGGAGAAGAAAUUCGACAUGGUUCAUGUGCAAAAUUCAACAUUGGCUGGCGGAGUUGCUGUCGGAUCUGUUUGCAACUUGAUUUUGCAUCCAUGGGGAGCGAUCAUGAUCGGCAUCAUUUCGGGAGUGUUGUCCGUUGUGGGAUAUGUUUACAUUACGCCCUUCUUGUUCUCAAAACUCCGUCUCGCCGACACAUGUGGCGUCAACAAUCUCCACGGAAUGCCAGCUGUUUUGUCUGCGAUUUUCAGUGCAAUCUACGCUGCCUCCGCUACAAAAGAGACCUACGGUAAUCAAUUGAUCGAUAUUUUCCCGGCAAUGAAACAAGUUGGCAAUAACACCGAAGAACUGGAGUAUGUCAUUGGAGGUUAUAAUCGUACAUCAACUCAACAAGGCACAUAUCAAUUAAUUGGAAUUGUUGUUACAAUUUGCAUCGCAGUAGCCGGCGGAGUAAUUAGUGGACUCAUCCUAAGAUCCCCUCUCUGGAAUCGUUUGGAUCAUAUUGAUUUGCAUCGUGAUGAUGUCCAUUGGAUUAUUGAAGAGGAGGAACACGAAAAGAAGGCACAUCAUAACAACACUGAGCUUCAUGAACGCAAAGCACAUGAUAAUUUAAAUUUUAUUGAUUCCUAAAUUGAUAUUUUGUUCUUUUUUUUUUUCGUCUGUUUGAUGUCGUAUGUAGAUUUGCUGACCCCCUUCACUUUUUUCUUUGAUUAUAAUUUUGUUUGAAUUUUCAAUUUUAUGAUCAAUGUUGAUGUGUAUGCAAUUUUUCUCCUCUGUAAUAAUAAAUAUUUUACU